GUCUUUGUUUUGAGGGCUAAUGGCAGAUGCCGGAGGGUUGGCGUUGCUGGUGGCUUAGGCCUUGAAGGAUUCAGCAUCCGUCGGAUAUCUACGCCAUCGUUCCUGCAGCAGGGCCUUGCUCUACAGGUUCUGCCUUCAGCCAGAAGUUCCCAUGCAGAAAUGUCUGUAAAAAUAACAAUUUCCCAGCUGAUAUUUUUCUUCAUUCAUAUGCCCUAGCUUGCUUUGACUCAGUACUGUUGUUACACUAUCAAGGCUUGAAUUGUGGAGUUCUGGGUAGCUCAGUUUUACUGCCAUCAUGUUCCUGUACAACUUGACCUUGCAGCGAGCCACUGGCAUCAGCUUUGCCAUUCAUGGCAAUUUCUCGGGAACCAAACAACAGGAAAUUGUUGUUUCCCGUGGGAAGAUCUUGGAGCUGCUUCGCCCUGACCCCAACACUGGCAAAGUGCACACCCUUCUAACUGUGGAAGUAUUUGGUGUUAUCAGGUCUCUCAUGGCCUUUAGGCUGACAGGUGGCACCAAAGACUACAUUGUGGUUGGCAGUGACUCAGGCCGGAUUGUAAUCCUGGAGUACCAGCCAUCUAAGAAUAUGUUUGAGAAAAUUCACCAAGAAACCUUUGGCAAAAGUGGAUGUCGCCGCAUUGUUCCUGGCCAGUUUUUAGCUGUGGAUCCUAAAGGGCGUGCUGUUAUGAUUAGUGCCAUUGAGAAACAGAAAUUGGUCUAUAUUUUGAACAGAGAUGCUGCAGCCCGGCUUACCAUUUCAUCUCCCCUGGAGGCCCACAAAGCGAACACUUUGGUAUAUCAUGUCGUCGGAGUAGAUGUGGGAUUUGAAAAUCCGAUGUUUGCCUGUUUGGAAAUGGAUUAUGAGGAAGCAGACAAUGAUCCAACAGGAGAAGCAGCAGCUAAUACUCAGCAGACACUUACUUUCUAUGAGUUAGACCUUGGUUUAAACCAUGUGGUCCGAAAAUACAGUGAACCUUUGGAGGAACAUGGCAACUUCCUUAUUACAGUUCCAGGAGGGUCAGAUGGUCCAAGUGGAGUACUGAUCUGCUCUGAAAACUAUAUCACCUAUAAGAACUUUGGUGACCAACCAGAUAUCCGCUGCCCAAUUCCCAGGAGAAGGAAUGACCUGGAUGACCCUGAGAGAGGAAUGAUUUUUGUCUGCUCUGCCACCCAUAAGACCAAAUCAAUGUUCUUCUUUUUGGCACAAACUGAGCAGGGAGAUAUUUUCAAGAUCACAUUGGAGACAGAUGAAGAUAUGGUUACUGAGAUCCGCCUCAAGUAUUUUGAUACUGUGCCUGUUGCUGCCGCCAUGUGUGUACUUAAAACAGGCUUCCUUUUUGUAGCAUCAGAAUUUGGAAACCAUUACUUAUAUCAAAUUGCACAUCUUGGAGAUGAUGAUGAAGAACCUGAGUUUUCAUCUGCUAUGCCUCUGGAAGAAGGAGACACGUUCUUCUUUCAGCCAAGACCACUGAAAAACCUUGUGCUGGUUGAUGAGUUGGACAGCCUCUCUCCCAUUCUGUUUUGCCAGAUAGCUGAUCUGGCCAAUGAAGACACUCCACAGUUGUAUGUGGCCUGUGGCAGGGGACCCCGGUCAUCUCUUAGAGUCUUAAGGCAUGGACUUGAGGUGUCUGAAAUGGCUGUGUCUGAACUACCCGGUAAUCCCAAUGCUGUCUGGACAGUGCGCCGGCACAUUGAAGAUGAGUUUGAUGCCUACAUCAUUGUGUCUUUUGUGAACGCCACCCUUGUGUUGUCCAUUGGAGAGACUGUGGAAGAAGUGACUGACUCCGGGUUCCUGGGAACCACGCCAACCUUGUCCUGCUCCUUGUUAGGAGAUGAUGCUUUGGUGCAGGUAUAUCCAGAUGGCAUCCGGCACAUACGAGCUGACAAGCGAGUCAAUGAGUGGAAGACCCCUGGAAAGAAAACAAUUGUGAAGUGUGCAGUGAACCAGCGGCAGGUGGUGAUUGCCCUGACAGGAGGAGAGCUGGUCUAUUUCGAGAUGGAUCCUUCGGGACAGCUGAAUGAGUACACAGAGCGGAAGGAGAUGUCAGCAGACGUGGUGUGCAUGAGCCUGGCCAAUGUGCCUCCUGGAGAGCAGCGGUCUCGCUUCCUGGCUGUGGGGCUGGUAGACAACACUGUCAGAAUCAUCUCUUUGGACCCCUCAGACUGUUUGCAACCUCUGAGCAUGCAGGCUCUCCCAGCCCAGCCUGAAUCCUUGUGUAUUGUGGAAAUGGGUGGGACUGAGAAGCAGGAUGAGCUGGGUGAGCGGGGCUCUAUUGGCUUCCUUUACCUGAAUAUUGGACUACAGAAUGGUGUGCUGCUAAGAACUGUCCUGGACCCUGUUACUGGCGAUCUGUCUGAUACCCGCACUAGGUACCUGGGGUCCCGUCCUGUGAAACUUUUCCGUGUCCGGAUGCAAGGUCAGGAGGCGGUAUUGGCCAUGUCAAGUCGCUCAUGGCUGAGCUAUUCUUACCAAUCUCGCUUCCAUCUCACACCUUUGUCUUAUGAGACCCUGGAAUUUGCAUCUGGUUUUGCCUCUGAACAGUGUCCAGAGGGCAUUGUGGCCAUCUCCACCAACACCCUGAGGAUUUUGGCGUUGGAGAAGCUAGGUGCUGUCUUCAAUCAAGUAGCCUUUCCACUGCAGUACACACCCAGAAAAUUUGUCAUCCACCCUGAGAGUAACAAUCUUAUCAUCAUUGAGACAGAUCACAAUGCUUACACUGAGGCCACAAAAGCUCAGAGGAAGCAGCAGAUGGCAGAGGAAAUGGUGGAAGCAGCAGGGGAGGAUGAGCGGGAACUGGCGGCAGAGAUGGCAGCAGCAUUCCUUAAUGAAAACCUCCCCGAGUCCAUUUUUGGAGCUCCCAAGGCUGGCAAUGGGCAGUGGGCCUCUGUCAUCCGGGUGAUGAAUCCUAUUCAGGGGAACACACUAGACCUUGUCCAGCUAGAACAGAAUGAGGCAGCUUUUAGUGUGGCCGUGUGCAGGUUCUCCAACACUGGUGAUGAUUGGUAUGUGCUGGUGGGUGUGGCCAAGGACCUGAUACUGAACCCCCGAUCUGUGGCAGGGGGUUUUGUCUAUACCUACAAGCUUGUGAACAAUGGGGAGAAACUGGAGUUUUUGCACAAGACUCCAGUGGAAGAGGUCCCUGCUGCCAUUGCUCCGUUCCAGGGGAGGGUGUUGAUUGGGGUGGGGAAGCUUUUGCGAGUCUAUGACCUGGGGAAGAAAAAGUUACUUCGAAAGUGUGAGAAUAAGCACAUCGCCAAUUACAUCUCUGGGAUCCAGACUAUUGGACACAGGGUAAUUGUGUCUGACGUCCAAGAAAGUUUCAUCUGGGUCCGCUACAAGCGUAAUGAGAACCAGCUUAUCAUCUUUGCUGAUGAUACCUACCCCCGAUGGGUCACUACAGCUAGCCUCCUCGACUAUGACACUGUGGCUGGGGCAGACAAGUUUGGCAACAUUUGUGUGGUGAGGCUCCCAUCUAAUACCAAUGACGAAGUGGAUGAGGAUCCCACAGGAAACAAAGCCCUGUGGGACCGGGGCUUGCUCAAUGGUGCCUCACAAAAGGCAGAGGUGAUCAUGAACUACCAUGUGGGGGAGACAGUGCUGUCAUUACAGAAGACCACACUGAUCCCUGGAGGCUCUGAAUCACUUGUCUAUACCACCUUAUCAGGAGGAAUUGGCAUCCUUGUCCCUUUCACAUCUCAUGAGGACCAUGACUUCUUCCAGCAUGUGGAAAUGCACCUACGGUCUGAGCACCCCCCUCUCUGUGGGCGGGACCAUCUCAGCUUUCGUUCCUAUUAUUUCCCUGUUAAGAAUGUGAUUGAUGGAGACCUCUGUGAGCAGUUCAACUCCAUGGAGCCAAACAAACAAAAGAACGUCUCUGAAGAACUGGACCGAACUCCACCUGAGGUGUCCAAGAAGCUUGAGGAUAUCCGGACCCGUUAUGCCUUCUGACCCUUUCCUUCACCUGUGGGCUUUUCCAGAGACUCUGUAUUUUGUUUCCCCCACCACCACCACCUGGCUUUGAACCCAUACUGCAGAAGGGUGGCUGGAUAAUUAAGACUUUGCAAUAGUAAAGCCAAUAGCUCUUCCCAUCAACUCUUCCCCUGGAAUGACUGAUUCCCCAUAAAGUUGGCACAGAUUUGCUACACUUCUCUCUGCGUCGUACACAAUACAUUGCCCCAGGUUCCAGUGUAGAAUAGGUGGCCCCUUUUUCCCAAAACUUCCCUCUGUAUUGAUAAUUCUUGGCUCUCUUGUCUACUUUUGUACACACCCCUGAUUUUUAACUGGUUUUCCUGUAAAUACAGUUUUGUACAAUAUUAUCUUUGUGGGAGGGAAGGGGGCAUGCUAAAGCGGGGACCAGGUUGGAUUAGUAUAACUCCUGAGUUCUGCUACUCUGAAACUUAAGCAGAAAUACAAGCUUCGUUUUUAAGGUGGCUAGUGUCCAUGUUUUUUUUGGGGGAAUGAGAAUUUAGGUGGGAAAUUGGAACCAGAGUCAGAGCAGGAAGAACUGAGUAUAACACCUGCUUGGACUUUGUCCUGUAGCCUCCCUUCCCAACUCUGUGAUGCUUCUUUGGCUUUUUUUUUUAGCCCAUUCUGCUAUGUAGUUGAAAUUAGGCUCAGUAAUCACCAUGUGGUGACCCAUACUUCUUUUAUUUGGAUAUUGAAGACGGGCUUAUUUAUCCUCCUCUGUUUUAGCUUCCUUCUACUUUUAGGUCUUGUAGUGAGAGGUUUGGCAUGAAUAUUCACUUUGGAGAUCUCUGUCUCAACAGAUGUUCCCUUCACUUUUCCAAAUCCUGAAAUGAUCUUUUGCCAUGACUACUAUGAUGGGUCAGUAAAUAAAGAAAAUCACAGAGUCUAAUCUGCCCUUGGGAACAAAGUCAAUAUAUGUGAGUCCUAUUUAAAGGGGGCCUGACUUCUGUGCUGCAGACGUCUUGGGCAUGGUUCCUGAUGGCCUUUGGGGGUGUGAGGAGGGAGCACUGGGAGCCAGUCAGCUGCCUUGUCUCAGAAUAUUCCAGCCCACACCUGAGAAUGGUGUUUCCUCCUUUGCCUAAAAGACAGAACCCUGGUAUAAGGAGGCAGUCCCUCAGAUUUAGUGAACCUGGAGUAAACCUGAGCUCACUUCCCCUCUUGGAACUUCAUAAAGUAAAAAGUUCUUUUCAUAUGUCCUCAGCUGCCUUGUAUUGAGUAGAUUCUCUGUGGCUGGCACUGGGUUAGAAUCUGGAAUGGAGAUGAUUAGAUACAAUCUUUGACCCCAAAGAGUUCACAGUCCAGUGAAGAGAGGGUCCCUGUUGCUAUCUCCUGGGACUAAGUAUCUUUACUCAUGACUUGGCUUUUAGAUCAUUAAAUAGAGAGACCCAAGUUUUACCAAGAAUUGAAUUCCUAAUAGCACUUUUCUUUCCCAUUUAGCUUGUGGAUUCUUACGAUAGACAGUACUUCUAAAUUGCGUUUGGAAAGCCUAAUUCCAGGGCCCAUUUUUCCUAUGGUCCCCACCUAAACCCAUUCUGUUUAAUCUGUGAAGUUGUAUGAUGUUGACAUGCAGUAGCCUGAGAAACUCAGUGGCUCCUUGUUCCUUGUCUCUCUCCUGUCCCAUUUGAAUAAAAUACUUACUCUUCCUAUAGUAGUAGAGGAUUUAAAUAUAGAGUCAGGGAAAUAAUACCAUUGAGUUUCCUCUGUGUCUUACCAGUUUGCUUGUUCUCUGGAAGAAGGGCUCUGGCAAAUGGUAUUUCAGGAGUGUAGACAGAAAGUAUUAGGCUUGAAUCUGUUAGAAACAGGAAUUUUGUUCGUAGCUGAUGUCCCAGGACCUACAAAAGGUGUUAGUAAAUAUUUAGUGAUUAAACGAGGCUAACUUACAAAUUCUGUCCUUCUAGGUGUUAAUGGUAUCUACUCAACUCCAGUGGUUUGGUUAAGCAACCAAGUAAAUAGGGAGCUCUCUUCCAGUCUUGCAAAAUAUAUCAGAGGCUGCUGUGGAACUCAGAAGGGAUAAUGUCAAGUCACUGAGGCAUUUGCCCUUAAUUACUAGAUUUGCUCCCAUCCUCUUUUGUUAAGUCCCUGCAGUUUGGGUCUAAGAAAGUACCGAAAAGUUUUUAUCUGCUUCAGCUUUCUCCUGACCUCACAGGCAGAGGUUCUGCAGAUGUUGUUUCCUUUGGAAGAUCUCUUGCCAAAAAAAGCAUUCUUUAGGGGUGGUGGUGGUGGUGGGGGUCUAAGAUGGACUGUGGAUGGAAUUUUGCUUUUCUUGGUUUAUAUAAAUGUAUUGCUAGCAAGACAGCUGCCGGGCUGGAAAGGCUCAUCUCACAGGGAGAAUGCUGGUCUCCACAGUGCUUGCUGCUCCCAUGACUGCAGGCUUAGUGAGAAAUGUUGGGAGGCAGUUUUUAGAUGGGAUUAACCUGGCUUUUAAAUUUUUUAUAAUUCCUAAAUUCUCCUUCUACUUAAAAUUAAAAAUGUUAUAUGUUUC
This is a messenger RNA of Choloepus didactylus (southern two-toed sloth), 6449 nucleotides long. It is a transcript of the gene SF3B3, whose product is annotated as splicing factor 3b subunit 3. Gene Ontology annotation, cellular component: U2 snRNP; nucleus. Gene Ontology annotation, biological process: mRNA splicing, via spliceosome. The transcript has 26 exons. Bases 296 to 3949 code for a protein of 1217 amino acids. NCBI's taxonomy places the organism in Eukaryota, Metazoa, Chordata, Mammalia, Pilosa, Megalonychidae. Gene Ontology annotation, molecular function: U2 snRNA binding; protein binding. The record is from RefSeq and is a predicted model, not a curated record.